AUGAGCAGUAUAAAUCUGCCGAUCGACAGAAAGGAAGCAGCAGCAAUCGAAAGGCGUCGGGUUUUUGAAGAACAAAGAAAAGCUAGGAUUUUCAAUGAACGGAUUCGACUCAUAGGGGUUGAUGAGUGUGCCCUAGCACGACAGGUGAAGGAUAAGAGAGAGCGUGAAGAGCAUGAACGCUGCAGAGACAUAGCUUACGGUAAAGAUGUUGAACGCAAUGACAAAAUUGCAGUCCUCUUGGAGAAGCGUCAGCACAAAGACCAGAGGGAAUUGAAUCGAGCCCUUAAUGAAUUUCGAUUAUUACAUCAACAGUCGAGCUCUCGUCGUGAAUUUGACCUCAAUGACCCAGAUGCAAAGAAAAAGGAUAGGCCGGCUCGCAUCUCGGAUGAUGACCCUAGAUGCGGAGUCUCAUCUAUACAGAAGUUUGUUGGCGAGGAUCUUACGAAAAAAUCGAGGGAGAAGUUCCAACAGGAACAAAUGCAGAUUUGGUUUGAUCGGCAAAUCGAGGAACGGAAUAGGGCUGAAUGUGCUAGAAAGCAUGAUGAACAUCUGCAGGCGCUGUACGGACGGGAGAUGGAUGGACGAGUGCAGGCGAUGGCACGGGCGGAGGCGGCGUGCCGUCGUGCAGUGCAGUGUGCGGUGCGGCGCUACAACGAAGCGCUGGCGGCGGAGCGCGCGGAUGCGGAUCGCGCCCAGCGACGGUGCGAGGAGGAGGCGAAUGCCCGAGAGAUUCUCAACUGCAUCAAUUCCGAUCUCCUCACUGAGAACCCCGCUCAGGCCAUUUCUGCCUUCGGACCGCAUCGUAUCUGCCCCGACCGCUACAAGGGCUUUUCACCCGAACAGCUUGCCGAAAUUCGUCAAAAACAGUGCCAACAAAUCCGCGAAAAAGUGUGUAGAGAAGCAGAGGAGAAACAAUUGAACAGCCAAUUUGACAGUGAACGUGUAAAGGCGAGCAAAGUUAGCCUCCUCCUUGAGCGAAACCUGGAACGGCAGGCGCGUGGCUAUCGAGAGCAGAUAGCUCAGGAGAAUAUGCUCCUUGCAAAGGAUCAGAGAGCCUUUCAAAAAUAUCUAAAUGAGGAGGUGUACAAGUAUAAGCCAACGGCGGCCUACUUCAUGCAAUUCAAUACAACCUCCCGUUAA
Molecule: messenger RNA, 1140 nt
Organism: Echinococcus granulosus
Lineage: Eukaryota; Metazoa; Platyhelminthes; Cestoda; Cyclophyllidea; Taeniidae
Product: RIB43A-like with coiled-coils protein 2
Exons: 6
Coding region: 1-1140 (379 amino acids)
Source: RefSeq, a predicted model, not a curated record